AGUGACUCAUUGGAUCCCGUUCUAAAGUACGUAACUCAGAUGCUUAUGGAAGAGAACAUGGAGGAGCAACCGUGGGUAUUCGCCGAUCAGGUUGCUCUGCAAAAUACUGAAAAAUCAUUGUAUGAUGCCCUUGGUCAGCAGAAUUUGAAACAGUCUGAUAAGAGCGCCUCACAGGUUGAGUUAAGCCAAUAUAUCGAGAGCCCAGCUAGCAACCUUUCUGGAAGUAGCAGUGCUCACAGAAGCCAUGAUGCUACAAACGUUACUCUUAGCUCUAGUGACUUGGCCGAUGCUGAUAUUCCGUACACAAUCGGGGAACAUAGCCAUGCUAUGCUGAAAAAUCCUGACCAAAACUUCCUGUGGAAUGUGGAUUCCAAUUCGCAGUUCUUGGCCAAUUCUUCAAGCAGCAUCACCAAUUAUGAUGAUGGGUCCGAGGAAUCUUUGCAUGGGCUACUUGUCAAGAGCUUUUUCAGCGCUGGAGAGUCUAUGAUUCAGUUCAAGAAAGGAUUAGAGGAGGCCAGCAAAUUCCUUCUUACCAACAAUCAAUUAGCAAUUGAUCCAGAGGACAGCAAACUGUCUUCUGAAACAAAGAAAGGAACCACAAGAACGGGCAUCGAGGAGGAGAUCAACAUGAAGAGCUCAUCUAAUGGAUUCAAGGGAUUACAGAAUCACGAGAGGGACGAGGAUGCUUUUGAGGAAGGCAGGGCUAAUAAGCAAACAGCUUUGUACACAGAAGAGAGUGAGCUUUCAGAUUUGUUUGAUAAGGUGUUGCUCAGCACUGAAAAUGGUCCGAGUAUGUGUUUUGGUGACAAAUCUGUGGAGACAGGGGUGACAAAAGACAUACGGCCACCGAGGAGUAAGCGUGGUUCCAAUAGAGGUAGGGGCCGUGGAAAGAAGCAGAAAAGCAAGAAUACUGUUGACUUGAGAGCUCUUCUGAUUCUCUGCGCACAAGCUAUCUCUACUAGUGAUUUCAGGAGUGCUAAUGAAUUGUUGAAGCAGAUUAGGGACUCUUCUCCAUUUGGGGAUGCCUCUCAAAGAUUGGCCCAUUACUUUGGCAACGGGCUGGAGGCACGAUUGGUGGGCAACAACAUUCGGAUGAAGGACUUUUAUUCUACUAGUAUUCUUGCCAGGACGACCUCGGCAGCCGAUUUUUUGAAAUAUUACCACCUUAACAUUUCAACGUGCCCAUUUGCUCAGUUCUCCACGUUCUUUGCAAAUUACAUGAUUUUGAAAUUUGCAGAGAAAGCCACUACCCUUCACAUAAUAGAUUUUGGCAUUGCAUUUGGUUUUCAAUGGCCAAACCUCAUACAGAAGCUCUCUUCUCGACCAGAAGGGCCCUGUAAAUUGCGCAUCACAGGAAUAGAGCUUCCACAGGCUGGUUUUCACCCUGCAGAAAGAAUAGAGGAGACAGGUUGCCGUUUGAAAAAGUAUUGUGAGCGUUUUGAUGUAGCUUUUGAAUUCAAUUUCAUAGCAUCAAGGGAUUGGGAAUUAAUCAAAGUUGCGGAUCUCAAGAUUCAAAGCAAUGAGACAGUUGCUGUGAAUUGUUUAGUUCGGUUUAAGCAUCUCCUUGAUGAGACAAUUGAGGACAACAAUCCACGUGAUGCCGUGUUGAAUCUAAUCCGGCAAAUUAAACCGGAUAUUUUUGUUCAUGCUGUACGUAGCGUCUCCUACAAUGCGGCCUUUUUUGUGACAAGAUUCCGAGAGGCACUUUUCCAUCUUUCUGAUGUGUAUGAUUUGCUUGAUGCUACCCUUGAUUGUGACAACAGAGAGAGGUUGGUCAUUGAGAGAGAGUUCCAUGGACGGGAAAUCAUGAAUGUCAUAGCAUGUGAAGGCUCGGAAAGAAUUGAGAGGCCCGAAACGUACAAGCAAUGGCAGGUCCGUCAUAUGAGGGCUGGGUUUAAGGCGCUUCCUCUGGACCAAGAUUUCAUGAAGUUAUUCAGGGCUAAGAUGAAAGCAUGGUACCACAAGGAUUUUGUGCUCGAUGAAGAUGGCAACUGGAUGCUGCAAGGUUGGAGAGGCCGGAUUUUUUAUGGCUCCUCCUGUUGGGUGCCUACUUAGGAUGUUCCAAAAAGAAUGUUUUCUGUCAUGGACAUGUAGAUUACUGGGAUUUUUACCAAGUCGACAGGUCAAGGAUUCGUAUUAAAGUGGCUGAGCACGAACUUAUUUCCGGCUCCUCUGUUGGUUGAUGUAUCUUUUACUUGCAAAUUGUUUUGAAACUGGAAUGCUUACUUACUAUUUAUCUAAUUCUCGA
This is a messenger RNA of Eucalyptus grandis, 2248 nucleotides long. Its product is annotated as scarecrow-like protein 14. Gene Ontology annotation, cellular component: nucleus. Gene Ontology annotation, biological process: regulation of DNA-templated transcription. NCBI's taxonomy places the organism in Eukaryota, Viridiplantae, Streptophyta, Magnoliopsida, Myrtales, Myrtaceae. Gene Ontology annotation, molecular function: sequence-specific DNA binding; DNA-binding transcription factor activity. The record is from RefSeq and is a predicted model, not a curated record.